AUGACGACCAUGGCAUAUCCAGAUGUGACACACAAAAAACCUGUGAAUGGAAAAUUUAAUCCAAACAGUUAUCGCACUAUUUCUGAAAAUAUCCCUGAAAAUGAUAAUGUGCCAGCUUGGUAUGCUCAUGCUCGCCCACCACCCUACUAUACGGAACCGAAUCCAAGCCAAUUACCAGUUCAAGCAUCAGAAGCACGUAAUAAUCCACAUGCUGCACGUAAAGUUGACAUGGUUUACACGAAUACUGCCAAUUUCAACGCUCCAUCUGGCAUAGUUAAAACUGAUAAUGUACAAAAAGAAGAAUCCCGUUGGUGGGAUUGGUCAUCGCCAAAAGCAGAACCAUACGGACCAGGAGUUAGAAAUCAAGAUGAAUGGUCAAAGAAACGAGAAAGUUCAUAUCGAAAUGCGUUUGCUACUACCAGCGAUGCAGGUGCUGCAUAUGCUAAAAGAAAUAGUCGAUAUUCAGCUAGUCCAAAUCAUAUUCGUGCAGUAGGCAUUGUGCCUAUUACUGAUUUGAAACCCGACGAUUUUGGGUCAGUUAAUCAAACACAUGUGGAAAAAGUCUCAUAUGAACAACAAUAUGAUAGUCGAAACGCAGCAAAUUAUCCUCUACGUGGAAAACGUCAAGGUUCAUUCAUAAAUGAAGAAAUGAAACCUUCUGCAUAUCCGAUAGAACGAAGUCACCCCAUUCCAUCAGCUAAACCGGAUCGGACAGCUUGUGUAUGGGAUUUAUUUCAUCCAAAUGAUGAUCUUCGUGGAGAACUACCAAGCAAUGCAACGAGAUAUCGGCGUCCAUUACCACAAAUCAAGCAAACUGAAAAAUUCGAUAACGUUUGGCAAAAUGCUCCAUAUGCGUCUGAUUAUCAAGUUGAUCAAGCACUUUAUCAACGUGCAAUGAUGAAGCAAGCUGAUACUGAUUAA
Messenger RNA from Rotaria socialis, 921 nucleotides. NCBI's taxonomy places the organism in Eukaryota, Metazoa, Rotifera, Eurotatoria, Philodinida, Philodinidae. The record is from the annotation of a GenBank genome assembly.